Molecule: messenger RNA, 1157 nt
Organism: Lucilia cuprina (Australian sheep blowfly)
Lineage: Eukaryota; Metazoa; Arthropoda; Insecta; Diptera; Calliphoridae
Gene: arg
Product: arginase-1
Exons: 5
Coding region: 109-1146 (345 amino acids)
Cellular component (GO): cytoplasm; cytosol; nucleus
Molecular function (GO): arginase activity; manganese ion binding
Source: RefSeq, a predicted model, not a curated record
AAAUUUUAUUAUUCAGCUAAAGUAGUUUGUUUAUUUGUUAAAAACGAUUUUAUAAGGAAAAGUGAAAGUGUUUAUUAAGAUUGUUAAAAAAAAAAAUAGAAAAACAAAAUGUUAAAAAAUAGUGUUUUACAAAUAAGAAAUUUUGCUACACAAAAGAUCAAAAAUGAAUUGCAAAGCAAGUUGGGCAUAAUAGGAGUGCCAUUUUCUAAGGGUCAAACCAAGGGAGGAGUAGAACGGGCUCCCGAUUUAUUAAGAGAACAGGGAUUAAUAGAAAUUUUAAAGGAAACGGCUAGAGGCCGUUUAGCCAUAACCGAUUAUGGUAAUUUAAAAUAUGAUCCCUCAACUGAAGCCGAAACAUCUUAUUAUAAAAAUAUGAAAAACUAUGCCUCCUUUAUGAGUUGCAAUAAGGCCUUGAUAGAGAAAAUACCACAGAUAUUACAGGAACAACAACAGUUCUUAUGUUUGGGCGGUGAUCAUGCUAUAGGUUUUGGUUCGGUGGCUGGUCAUUUAAAACACACUCCCAAUUUAUCUUUGGUUUGGAUUGAUGCUCAUGCUGAUAUUAAUUUACACUCCACCACUGCCUCGGGUAAUAUCCAUGGUAUGCCCGUGUCAUUUCUAUUGGAAGAAUUAAGAGAUUUUUGGAAACAUGCUCAUUUAGAUGAUAUUGCUCCCAAUUGCUUGCGUGCCGAUCAGUUGGUUUACAUUGGUCUUAGGGACAUUGACCCUUAUGAAGCCUACAUACUCAAUAAGCUGGGUAUAAGAGCAUAUGCCAUGGAUUCUGUCGAUAAAUAUGGCAUUGCUAAAAUUAUGGAAAUGACCCUCGACGCUUUGGAUGUCAAAAAUAAAAUUCAUGUUAGUUUUGAUGUCGAUGCUUUGGAUAGUAAGGUGGCUCCCAGUACUGGUACUGCUGUCUAUGGUGGUUUGUCUUUGCGUGAGGGUAUUUUCAUAGUGGAAAGUUUAAGUGAAACAAAACGUGUUCAAGGUAUAGAUUUAGUGGAGUUAAACCCCAGCUUAGGUAAUGCUCAAGAUGUUAAGACUUCAGUGUCGGCUACCAUGGAAAUUUUGAAAACAAUAUGUGGCGGUUACAGACGUAGAGGAAAUUUUGAAAAUAUCGAUGAAAGUCUGGUGAAAAUUAAAACGGAAUGAAGUGAAUUAAA